Messenger RNA from Anguilla rostrata (American eel), 1926 nucleotides. RefSeq names its product thiosulfate sulfurtransferase/rhodanese-like domain-containing protein 2. The transcript has 10 exons. NCBI's taxonomy places the organism in Eukaryota, Metazoa, Chordata, Actinopteri, Anguilliformes, Anguillidae. The record is from RefSeq and is a predicted model, not a curated record. The coding region runs from base 212 to 1627 and encodes 471 amino acids.
CAGUUCAGUUUUUGCUAACAUGUGCAGGAAUAACUUUUCUAAAUAAUGAACAUAGUUUUAUGAGUCCUGACAUGCUAUGCGACCACAAGAAUGUACACGGGACCGUUUUAUAACUCUGAUUUAUUUUCUGUUUUCUGAUUUAUUAUGAAUAAAAUGGAUAAAGAAACGAAUAACACAUAUAAAAACAUCCUGGUUUGACCCUGCCCGUAACAUGUCAGCUGACACUGUUGCAUCACAAAACAUUACGGCGUUUCGUGAGUUAGAUGUGGAAAACCUUACUCAGUGCACCGUGAAGCAGACCAAACCUACGUUUUCUGCGUCUUUACGAAAACAUUACACCUACGCAAAGAGAUGGGCAUUUUCUACAUAUGUGGCUUCAAAGAAGACCACUGCACUUAGCGAAACUGACUGCCCCUGCACGUGGCAUUGCUGCGGGCAGGUCUUCGAGGACUCGGGUUCCGUGCACAAGCACAUCUCCAGUACCCACAAUGCUGAGGUUCUGAAGCACACCGAAGCCAUCCUCAAGGUGAUCUUGAGCGGUGUUGAGGACGAGAGUCCAGCUCUGGAAAGCUCUAGAGAGCAGGAACCGGGAGAUGUAUCCAGAUGGAUACCAGACACUGCACACGUCGACGAAGAACACCUUGUAAAGAGCCCAGGCGAGGUCCUCCUGUUUUACUGUUAUACUCAGUUACCAGACCCCCAGCUCAUCUGCACCUGGCAGAAAGCGCUGUGCCAAAAGCUACACCUCACCGGCAAGGUCCGAGUGGCUGUUGAGGGAAUAAAUGGAACAGUGGGAGGAACCAAAGUGGCCACCAGUUUGUACAUCCAGGCAAUGCUGUCUCAUCCAAUCUUCAGGACAAUGGUGCCGGAGGACUUCAAGAGAAGUGAAGGUGGGGCUGACUCUUUCACUGAUCUGAAGGUAGGACUGUACAAGGAAAUAGUGCCUAUGGGGGUGGAUCCAGACACUGUGUCCUUCAGGCAGGCUGGAGUCCACUUGGAGCCAGAGGAGUUUCACAAAGAAGUGGAAAUACUUUUGUCCAAAGGUGACUCCUGCAAUGAUACCAUACUGCUUGACUGCAGGAACUUCUACGAGAGUAAAAUCGGACAGUUCAGUAAAUGUUUGGCCCCUGACAUCCGGAAAUUCAGCUAUUUCCCAGACUAUGUGGAUAAGAACCUGGAGCUUUUUCGGGAUAAGAAGGUCCUGAUGUACUGCACUGGAGGCAUACGCUGUGAACGAGGGUCUGCUUACCUGAGGUCAAAGGACGUUUGUAAGGAGGUUUACCAGCUGAAAGGUGGCAUUCACAAGUACCUGGAGCACUACCCAGAUGGGUUCUACCGGGGGAAACUGUUCGUGUUUGAUGAACGCUAUGCAAUCUCCUUCAACGGUGACAUCAUCUCAGACUGCAGGUACUGCGGAGCACCGUGGGACCAGUAUCAGCUGUGCUCCACCCGGCUCUGCUGCCAGCUCGUGCUGUCCUGCCCGUCCUGCAGGCAGCACGGCCGUACCGCCUGCUGCCCCACCUGCCAGCGCAAAGAGGGGGCGCCGGGAGACGGGCCCCCUGCGCCGCUCAAGGAAGAGUGCGAGUGCACGAACACGCGGCCGCGAAUUCCUCAAGAUGCGCUCUGACAACCCUGCUUUGUAAUGCCUGGACACUGAAACCAAGGAAAAUCGUAACCAUGAAAGCGUUUUUAAAAAUUAACUGUACUCCCAUGCCAUGCUGUGUACAUAGAGGUCCCUAGGAAUUAAGAGGAUCGUUUUUUCUGACUUAUUAGACCUACGAUACUUUAAAACUGUUAAUUUGUGCCUCUUUGUUCAUUUUAUCGAAUGUAACUGUCCAUCAUAUUGGUUUUUUAUUCAUCUGAACUGCGCGGCUCUUCUGUCCGAUUAAAUUAAUUCUCUCUGUUCAAUAAAUCGAUUUUAUCCGA